Molossus molossus (Pallas's mastiff bat) is the source of this 648-nucleotide messenger RNA. It is a transcript of the gene RNASE10, whose product is annotated as ribonuclease A family member 10 (inactive). The record is from RefSeq and is a predicted model, not a curated record. NCBI's taxonomy places the organism in Eukaryota, Metazoa, Chordata, Mammalia, Chiroptera, Molossidae. Gene Ontology annotation, molecular function: nucleic acid binding. The transcript has a single exon. Bases 1 to 648 code for a protein of 215 amino acids.
AUGAAGCUGACUCUGGUGCAAAUCUUUUUCAUGAUGUUGCUGCUGUUGCUGGGCCUGGGGAUGGGCCUGGGUUUAGGGCUUCAGAUGGCUGCAGCAGUCCUGGAGGAUAGCGAUCAAUCACUGAAUGAAUUUUGGUCCAGGGACUCACAAGAUAAAGUCAAGGCCACUAAGGUGGCAGAGGGAACCCAAACAACAGAAACCCUACUGCUUAGCAACAAAGGAGUGGUGCAACCUGGCUGGCCAGAAGAUACCAUCCUCAAUGAAGAUGAAGUUGGAGGGAACAAGAUGCUUAGAGCUGAAGCUCUGAAUCAGAGCAACAAAGACUAUCUCAAGCUUGACCUGAUGGCCCGGGAGUGCAAUGCCAUGAUGGCACACAAGAUGAAGGAGCACAACCACACAUGCAUAACCCAGUACAUAUUCAUUCACGAGGAGCUAGAUGCAGUCAAAGCUGUCUGUAAUGGCCCUGUCAUUGCCUGUGAGCUCCAGGGAGGCAAAUGUCACAAAAGCUACCGUCCUUUUGAUUUGACAUUUUGCAAGUUAUCUAAACCAGGCCAAGUCACUCCUCAUUGCAAUUACCUAACUUUUAUUUUAGAAAAGUUCAUUAUUAUAUCCUGUAAGGACAUGAAAACCUUGUUAACGUCUGGGUAA